This is a messenger RNA of Salvia miltiorrhiza (redroot sage), 2007 nucleotides long. Its product is annotated as AT-hook motif nuclear-localized protein 1. The coding region runs from base 755 to 1747 and encodes 330 amino acids. The transcript is spliced from 5 exons. The record is from RefSeq and is a predicted model, not a curated record. Gene Ontology annotation, molecular function: minor groove of adenine-thymine-rich DNA binding. NCBI's taxonomy places the organism in Eukaryota, Viridiplantae, Streptophyta, Magnoliopsida, Lamiales, Lamiaceae.
UGAAAAGUUGGAAUGGCUCCAACGUUAACUUUACAGCUUUAAAUAAUUAAACCCCAUUUUUAAAUUCAAAAUAUUUAUCAUUUUCCCAAAAAUUACCUUUAUUUUAUAUUCAAAUUCAUUAACUUUGUUAUUUUUUAAAUGCCACUUAUUAAAUUUCCAAGACGGACCUGAAACCAUUUUCUCAACCAUAAUUAAUACUUUGAAUUUUGCAAUUUAAAUAUUGCUUGCUACCUAAUUAAUUUUCAAUAUAGUAAAAUUGAUUCCUUUUUAUUUCUUAAUUUUCUCCUACUUUAUUUUCUUCAUCUACUUUUUCUUGCAAAAACCCUAAUUUUUUCAGUGUCAAUUUUUUCUUUUUUCCUGACAUCAAAAUUUUAUUUUCCAUUUCAUCUCUGUAACUCUGUUUUUGCUCUGCAAUGGCUUGGGUUAUGCAUUCAUAAUCUUAGAAAAGUCACAGUAAAACAGAUUCUUCUUGCAGCAGAGCUCUGCUGUACUGUGUUGAUCUCUGAAUUAAAGAUAACCUAAUUGUUGUUUCUAGAGUUGCAGAGUACCUCAGCAGAUUUUACGCAUGCGUCAUGUUUUGGUUUGUACAAUUCUUCAAGUCUCUGCCUCUUGAAAGAAUCUCGUGUUUGAAUGUGAUUUUUUCUGUUGGUCGAAGUGUUUGAGCUGCUAAAGAUUUUACCUUUAUUAAUCUAGUGAUUAGGGUUUAAGCAUUUUGGAAUUGUUUUUCAAGGGUUUAAGUUUGGUUAGUAUAUGAAUGGAGGAAAAAGAAGGCAUAAAUGGUUCAGGGGUCACUGUAAGAGGUGAUGAAGCCCCUCAGAGCUACAGGGUGGAGCCAAGAGUUGAAAAUUCAGGCAACUUUGGUGGAUCAGCCACUCCGCCGGCGCCGGCUCCGCCGCCAAGUGCGGCGGCAUCCACGGCGGAUGGUAAGAAGAAGAGGGGAAGGCCAAGAAAGUACGCGGCAGAUGGCUCUAUUGUGGCAUUGUCGCCUAUGCCGAUAUCGGCCUCGAUUCCGCUCACCGGAGAUUAUCCGGCUUGGAAGCAGAGCGGAGGCCGGCCAGCUGACUCUUUCAAGAAGAAGCAUAAGCUGGAUUUUGCAAAUGCAGGGAGUACUAUGACAUACCCAGUUGGUGGAAGUUUUACUCCUCACAUGAUAACUGUUAACUCUGGCGAGGAUAUCAUGAUGAAGAUAAUAUCCUUUUCUCAACAAGUAUCCCGAGCAAUUUGCCUUCUGGCUGCCAAUGGUGCUAUCUCAAAUGUCACCCUACGUCAACCAAAUUCUUCUGGUGGUACUUUAACUUAUGAGGGUCGUUUUGAAAUUCUCUCUCUGACGGGAUCAUUUAUGCCUAGUGAUAACGGAGUGACAAAAAGCAGAUCAGGUGGGAUGAGCGUCUCUCUGGCGGGCCCUGAUGGCCGCGUAUUGGGUGGAGGUCUAGCCGGCAUGCUCGUCGCAGCAGGCCCUGUUCAGAUUGUGAUUGGCAGCUUUCUUCCCGGUGGAUCCCAACCAGAGCAAAAACCUAAGAAACCGAAAUACGAGCAAACAAUAUCCUUCGGUGCCAUCCCCGCUAACCCUGUUCCUGAAGCACCCUACGGCGGUCCAAAGCCGAAUCUGACAACGUCCGUGUCCUUCCACGGUGACAAUUUGGCAUCAGUGAACUCCAUACAUGGUUCCAAGAUGGCAGACCCUAGUCAUAACGUUUCUUUUCCCGGAGACGAUUCUAGAGAGCAAAGCCAUGACUUGACAUGCUGAUCGCGUAUGCGUUUUACUGUAUUUGUAUCUUAGGUUUUUAAUGUGGUGUAGAAGUUUUAGGCUCACCUCUUCUGACCCCUGUUACAAAGUGGAUUCAAGUAGAGCAUGAUUUGUCCGUUAAAUUUUUCAUAGGAACUAGGAUUAGAAGGUUCUGUGGGUAGGGAUUGAUUGCCUUUGUUGUCUGUGGUGUGUAACUUGGUUGUAUUAUUGUUAUUAUUAAACUGGAAUCAUUACUUCUAGUUGAAGUUUCAAGACUUGAA